This is a messenger RNA of Quercus lobata, 3767 nucleotides long. Its product is annotated as F-box/kelch-repeat protein At3g23880-like. The coding region runs from base 150 to 1604 and encodes 484 amino acids. The record is from RefSeq and is a predicted model, not a curated record. Gene Ontology annotation, molecular function: protein binding. Lineage: Eukaryota; Viridiplantae; Streptophyta; Magnoliopsida; Fagales; Fagaceae. The transcript has 2 exons.
AUAAAAAUAAAACAAAGCAAACAAUGCCAAAUAAGAAAAGAGAGACGACGACACCGUUUUCAAAACACUCGUUCAUCUCCAUCUGUCUUAGUGUUCCGAAUUGAAAAUAUCAGAAAAAGCUUGAAAUUGGAAUAGGGUUAGGAAUAGGAAUGUCAGACUAUCUCCCAGAGGAAGUGGUGCUGGAAAUUCUGCACAGACUUCCCGUCAAAUCCCUAAUUCGAUUCAGGUGCGUUUCUAGAUCAUGGAACUCUCUAAUUACAAGCUCUGCCUUCAUCAAUUCCCGUCUCACUCGAUCACUUUCACUGCCUUCCAACUCCAACAAUUUAAUUGUUAGGCACUGCGUUGAUAACUCGUAUGUAAAUUACUUCAAAUUAAUUGACGAUAAAAAUGACUCAUUUGAUCAAAUUCAAAACAUUGAGCUCCCACGCAGGAGUCGCCGUAUCAAAUCUUUUGUGCUAAUUGGUUCCGUGAAUGGCUUGUUCAGUCUAUAUGAACAGCAUCGCUAUAUUCUUUGGAAUCCCUCUAUUAGAAAAUGUAUUACCCUUCCAAGGCCUUGCAUUACUUCCAAGACACAUGGCUCCAUUGGGUUUUGUCGCCAAGCAUUCGGGUUUGAUCCGCGAACUAAUGAUUAUAAGCUAGUGAGGAUUGCAUUUCCAAGUCGAAUUAAUAUGUCUGAAGAGGCCAAACCACCUCUAAUUGAGGUUUACUCUCUUAAUGAGGGGUGUUGGAGAGUUACUAGUACCUCUUUUCCUCCAGGUAUUACUUUUACUGAUUGGCGUCGACCAGCAACUUCUUUAAAUGGGGCAGUCCAUUUUGCUGUGGAAUAUGAGUACAAGCUCGGAGGCCCUUGUGGCCCAUUGGUUUUGUUAUUUGAUUUGCUUGAUGAGGUUUUUCAUGUGAUAUCAUUGCCAAAUGUUACAUUCAAAUGGACUAACAAUGCUCAUACCUCAGUAAUUGGGGGAUCGCUUUCUCUAUUAUUUUAUUAUUAUGGUAGGCAUGCAGACAACAAGUGUUGUGCCAUUUGGGUGAUGAAAGAGUAUGGAGUUGUUGAUUCUUGGACUAAACAGUUCACUGUUAAUCUCAACGGAGGAGUAGAAAUUAUAAGGGUAUUAGGUCUCCAAAAGAAUGGUAAUAUAUUAGUGGAGGCAAUAUUAUCAGGACCAUGUCGUUGUGAGCUCUCUUCAUAUGACCCUAAGAGUGAACAAGUUAAGAAUUUGGGGAUUUGUGGGAGUUCAUACAAUUUUCAUGUUGAUAAUUAUAUGGAGAACCUUAGCUUACUCGACAAACCAAAUGAGACAGUUUCCGAAAGGAGAGUGAGCAGGAAGAGUAAAUGCAGGUAUAAGCUUGAUUUAACUCAAAAUUUCAGCAUUUACUUGUCUCAGUUUUAUCUAAUUCUUUGUAUAUACUAUUGUGUGGUUGUAAGUAAACAUGAAGUUCCAAACCUCAAUAUACUGUUUUCGGAUGUUAAUUUGUUAUCAAAAGAGUGGUCAGAAUUUUUAAGUACAAUUCUUUUGUUUUGCAUGCUGGAAUUGGUAAAUAUAAAUGAAAGAUUGACAAAGGCCGAACCUCCCUGUUCAACAUUCCAGGAGACCAGAGCACUCUGAGGCAUCACCCAAACUAACCCAAACAUACCAACACCAUUGACCAUAUAUCAUGCACAAAACAACAAUGGAGGAACAGGUGAUCAGCAGACUCACCACUCUGUUUACACAUGGAACACCAAUCUACCACACACAAUCCUUGCACACGGUGAUUAUCCAUGGUUAAAAUUUUCCCCAGUGGUUGUCCAUGUAGAGCAAGCUAUCUUCCUUGGGACCUUUGCCUUCCAUAUAGGCUUCCAAGGAAAAGAAUAAUAACCAGUAGGAGAUAGAGCUUUAUAAUAAGAUUUAACCUCAAAACCUCCACUUGUGGUCAGGGGGGCCAUCUUAAAAAGAUCCUCUGCAGCUCCUAUUUUUGCAGAAUAUCAAUAGUUGAAGAAAGACUGCAUAGAUUCCAACUCCCAGUCUUCACAGGGCCUUGUAAAUAUGUCAUUUCAAAAAACAGACCCAUUCUGUGACUGCAUUACAUCUGCCACUGCAGCAUUUUUAUCCCUGGCCAACUGGAAUAGGUUUGGAAAGCAUCAUGUCCUCACACCGACAAUCGAACCAAAAAAAGAAUAUUAGCACCACUCAUCAUGACAAACUGUAAAAUCUGGACCAGCCUAUUCCACCCGUUUUGAAUGUAUUUCUAUAAGCUAACCCCAUUGGACACUGACACCAGUGACUCAUCUGUCGUCCAAUUACCCCACAUGCUACCAUAUUUUGAAGCAAUUACUAUACGCCAGUAGGCAUUCUUCUCAGUCAAAUGUCGCCAAAGCCACUUCCCAAGCAAAGCUUUAUUGAAACGAACCAAGCUUCAAAAACCCAAACCUCCUUCCUGAAUGAACAUUGAAUGUAGGUGCAGUGAGAAAUGGGCAAGUGGUCCCAUACUUUAAUGUAGGGGUGUGGGUAAAGAAGAUAGUCUUGAAGACUAAGUGGUUAGAUGACAAAUCUAGAGAAACUAAGCAUUCUAAAUAUAAAUUGUGAGAUACAGGGAAUAAGAACAAUAGAUUUUAGGUAGGGAUGGUUGUAGAGAAAAGCUGUAAAGUGGAAGCUGUCAAAUUAAGGAAAUAGGAGAUAGACUUUUUUUAAUAUAAUUUGUCUAGGGGAAGUGACAACCAAUUCAGUCAGCAUUAAUGUUCCUCAAAUAGAUUUAGAUGAAUCCAUUAAGAAAUAAUAUUGGGAGGGUAAGAAUGAGUUUAUUCAAAGUAUAUCAAAAAGGAUAAAGGUUUUGAUUGGGGGAGGCUUGAAUGGUCAUGUUGGGAUAGAUACUGGGGAAUUGAGGGAGUACAUGGAAGGCAGGGAUAUAAAAUAAGAAAUGAGCUGCUUUAAGCAGUCUUCAUUUUCUACUAUGCUAGAUUUUUUUGGACUCGUACUUUUCAAUGACUUUAACAACCCAUGUACUGUAUAGUAUUGUAUCAUGAACAAACAAAAGAGGACAGUUUCCAUAACCCUCUUACUUUCUUCCGCCACUUGAAAUGCAGGCUACAACAUUAUGUAAUGUCCCAUUAUGUACUUUCAUAACCAAAAUUAAAAUAAGCAUGGGGAUAGGGUCUCCUUGACUUAGUUCUCGUGAACUAUUGGAAGAGCCAAUUCUGCUUCUAUUAACCAUGAUUGAGAACCACUUGUCCAAAUAGAAAAACCAAACCCAUUUCCUCCAUUUUCGCCAAAAUUGAGUCUGUCUAUGUAUAUGAAAUGGCCUAGUUAACAUGAUCAUAUAUCAUUUCAGUGUUCAACUUUCAAAUUACCCCAAAAACACUGCUAUCGAGUUUUCUAUCAAGACUUUCAUUGGCAAUAAACACCAAAUAAGGGUUUACCAACCUUCAUUGUAAGCAUUUGGGUCUAACACAAGACACCUAUCUCACAUUUAACAGAUCAGCCUACACUUUCCAUAAGCAUAUAGACAUUUCCAGCCAAGCUAACAUGGAGAAAACCCUUGAUACUGAUGCCACCACUUAGUUUUUUGGAAUCAAAGUGACAUAAAAAGAAUUCAAAGAUUUCUCAAACUUGAAGUUAUUAUAGGGCUCCAUUUCUACAAAACCCAUUCUAUCACUUCAAUAGUAACCUUCAUUUAUUUUGCGUUGUUCUCUAACACUUUGUAUCUGUCCACCAUCUUUCGUAGCAAGACAAUUUAUCUUACUCCUCUCUUUAAUAGUUGCAUUGCACAUUUUACUAAUUGCUUUGCUUCAA